Bactrocera dorsalis (oriental fruit fly) is the source of this 1438-nucleotide messenger RNA. RefSeq lists its product as uncharacterized. The coding region runs from base 689 to 1423 and encodes 244 amino acids. NCBI's taxonomy places the organism in Eukaryota, Metazoa, Arthropoda, Insecta, Diptera, Tephritidae. The transcript is spliced from 3 exons. The record is from RefSeq and is a predicted model, not a curated record.
CAUCUUUUUAGACCUUAUUUAAUUUGGUGUAAAUAUGUACAUUAGGGUGUUCCUUAUUUCACAAGUUUUUUGCAAACUGCUCCGAAGUUUUCGUUUUUGCGCUGAAAAAGGAUCCAAUGUUAACAAGUUUUCAUUUUCAAUAUAAAAAAUUUCCCAGUCAUAUUUUUUCCCAUGUGUGUGUAUAACAUUUAAUUUCUCAACAUUACAACACUGUAUUCUGGUACAAAACUUUCCGCUCUAUAAAAAGUACUUCAAAAGUUUUCAAGUUUUACAGCUUAUUUAGCUCGAACGACCUUUUUACGGCAAAACCUGGAACUACGGAGGUGUUUUCAGAAAACAAAUCAUCUUGUGAAAUAAAGCACACCCUAGUGCUCUCAUAUAGAUUCAAAAUUGUUGUUUUAAUUCUGAGUAAAAGUAAGUGAUAAGAAUAUAAACAAGGUUCUCAUACUUAUAUGCAAGUAUAUAUGUAUAAGUAUAAAUUUGUUCAUGUAUAAAAAUUUGGCUCAAAUCCAAUGAACUUCUCUUAUUUUUGUCGAAGUGUAUGCAAAAAUAUGUAGCUUUGUUUGUUACUUAAAGACUUUCAAGUCGUGUCCCGAUUUCGCAUAUAAAUACCCCACGUAAGCUUCCUACGCAUUCAGUGUGCAGCGGAACUUGAGAGAUCGCUUUCAGUAAAACGCAAAAAGUGAAAAUGUUUAAGCGCAGUUCCUACCUUGUAAUCAUCUUACUCUUGCUAAUACAGCUUAUUUCAUGCUUACCGAGAUCAUCUUCCACCGAUGCAGUGGAUUCCAUUUUACCUAGAACAACAACGAUAACUCCAUCAGUAGGUGAAAAUGCUGUGCAAAGCGGUCUCAACAGCUUUAAAGAGGUGGUCCGCAAGAACUUAAUAAAUUGUGUAAACUUUGAGCUACAACGAACCAAUCAAAUAGCCGAAGACGUGCUCGCUGAUCCUUCUAUGUAUAGUAUUGAUAGUGAAGCCAUGCAGAAAGAGUUAAGUGUACUCAGAAAGUAUGUGACAGACUCUAAGGAAGUUUUAAAUAAGUCUCUGCUUGCCCACCAGUUUCGUCCGAAUACUUUUGUCUCGUUUUCAUACGAUGUACGAAACAUAGGUCUCCGCUUCGAGAGAUUUCAUUGGUCACAUGGUUCUAAAUUCGAACCACUUACACCGGAAGAGCAGGUAACAUGGGAUGCUUUAAAAAAACAUGGCUUUUUGGAAUAUGAUGAAGAGAUGCGUAAACGUGUUGACGAAUACCAAAGCAACAUGGUAGACAAAUUCGAAAAAUAUGUGAAAACACUCUCAGCUGCCGAAAAGGAGAAGGAUAAGGAUAUGAAAGAUAUGAUGGCGGCAUGGAAUGCAUACACAAAGAAUGAGACUAGUAAAACUAGGUUUGUGCAAAGAUUGCUUGAAAUAAAUUUGAGACCGUAGAAACACUGUUUUUGG